Hordeum vulgare subsp. vulgare (domesticated barley) is the source of this 1990-nucleotide messenger RNA. Its product is annotated as tyrosine decarboxylase-like. Gene Ontology annotation, molecular function: carboxy-lyase activity; pyridoxal phosphate binding. Lineage: Eukaryota; Viridiplantae; Streptophyta; Magnoliopsida; Poales; Poaceae. The record is from RefSeq and is a predicted model, not a curated record. Gene Ontology annotation, biological process: amino acid metabolic process. The coding region runs from base 191 to 1780 and encodes 529 amino acids. The transcript has a single exon.
CCGAGCCGUCCUUCAUUUGCAUCAGUCGACAUUGCCACAGGUGGCCGGUGUAGCUAAGCAGCAGCUUGUAGCUAGCAGCAAUUAAUCGCUCCUCAGCAGGCCCAUUAACUCGCUGAUCGUGCUGCUGAUUAAGCUGCUUGAUAGUACUACGUAGUAUCGUCGGGUGCAUCUCCCCGCGUUAACUCCACACAUGGCUCCACCGUCGCAGUGCUUCGACGCCAUGCACGGCGCGGCCAACGAUGGUGCUGCCACCGUACCGGCGGCAGCCGCUGGCACGCCGCAGUGCCCCAACGUGCUCGACGCCGACGUGUUCCGGCGCCAGGGCCACCAGGUCAUCGACUUCAUCGCCGAGUACUACGGCGGCAUGGGGGAGUACCCCGUGCACCCCAGCGUCACGCCCGGCUUCCUGCGCAAUGCGCUCCCCAAGGACGCGCCGUCCCGCCCGGAGCCCGACGCGUUCGGCUCGGCGCUAAGGGACGUCCGCGACCUCAUCCUCCCGGGCAUGACGCACUGGCAGAGCCCCCGUCACUUCGCGCACUUCCCGGCGUCCAGCAGCACCGUCGGGGCCCUCGGGGAGGCACUCAUUGCCGGCAUCAACGUGGUGCCCUUCACGUGGGCCGCCUCGCCGGCCGCCACCGAGCUGGAGAUGGUGGUCGUGGACUGGCUCGGCAAGGCGCUGCAUCUGCCGGAGAGCCUCCUGUUCGCCGGCGGCGGCGGGGGCACGCUCCUGGGCACCUCGUGCGAGGCCAUACUCUGCGCCCUCGUCGCCGCCAGGGACAAGAAGCUCGCCGAGAUCGGCGAGCGGAGGAUCGGCGACCUUGUCGUCUACUGCUCCGACCAGACCCAUUUCGCAUUCCGCAAGGCCGCGCGCAUCGCCGGGAUCCUGCGCGACCACUGCCGCGCGAUACACACGUGCCGCGAAGACAUGUUCGCGCUCUCGCCCACGGAGCUGCAGGCCGCCAUGCAGGCCGACGUGGACGCCGGGCUGGUGCCGCUGUUCCUGUGCGCGACCGUCGGGACCACCCAGACGACCGCCGUUGACCCCAUCGGUAAACUCUGCGCCGUCGCGUCGUCGCACGGCGUGUGGGUCCACGUCGACGCGGCCUACGCCGGCUCGGCGCUGGUCUGCCCGGAGUUCCGCCACGUGAUCGAGGGCGUGGAGUCGGUGGACUCGUUCAGCAUGAACGCCCACAAGUGGCUCCUGGCCAACAACGACUGCUGCGCCAUGUGGGUGAAGAAGCCGAGCGAGCUCAUCGCGGCGCUGGGCACGGAGCAGGAGUACAUCCUCAAGGACGCGGCGUCGGAGGGGCACGACGUGGUAGACUACAAGGACUGGACCAUGACGCUGACCCGCCGGUUCCGCGCGCUCAAGAUGUGGCUCGUGCUCCGCUGCUACGGCGUCGACGGCCUGCGCGACCACAUCCGCUCCCACGUGCGCAUGGCCGAGGCGUUCGAGGACAUGGUGAGGGCCGACGAGAGGUUCGAGGUGGUGACGGAGAGGCAGUUCGCGCUGGUGUGCUUCAGGCUCCGGUCGCCGGAGAAGUUCGGCGGCGAGAAGACGGCCAACGAGCUCAACCGGGGCCUCCUCGAGGAGGUGAACGCGGUCGGCUCGGGUCCGUACAUGAGCUCCGCCAACGUGGGUGGCAUCUACAUGCUCAGGUGCGCCGUCGGGAGCACGCUCACGGAGGAGCACCACGUCGCUGAUGCAUGGAAGGUGGUCCAGGAUCGGGCUUCGGUAAUCCUCCGGAAAAUGGAAAUUAUCUACAGCGUGCUUGGUUAAUGUUUGAGCGAGGCGAAUAUAUAUAUGUUUCUCUACCAUGUAAAGCGUACUUACACCAACAAACUUGACCGUAAUCAAGUAGUCUUGACCUCAAUAAGGUCGGAACCACGAGGAUUUGUAAUUCUUUUUUUUUUUUUGAAACGAUGAUCUGUAUUUGAUAUUUAUAUGGAGUAUAAAGCAAUUUAUUGAUGACGUGUACUGCUUGUUUCA